Molecule: messenger RNA, 3738 nt
Organism: Closterium sp. NIES-65
Lineage: Eukaryota; Viridiplantae; Streptophyta; Zygnematophyceae; Desmidiales; Closteriaceae
Source: the annotation of a GenBank genome assembly
AUGUCGCAGAGUUUGGAGCUGAAUCAGCGUCACCACGUCAUGCACCUGCUGCCGGAGGUUGAUUGCGGUCCGAAGGCGUGGACCGUGUUGAAGGAGCUGCACGCCCCGACCUCCGUUGUCGCAACGUUGAUGUUGGAGAGGGAGCUGUCCGCGUUGCGCUUGAGCAAGGGAGAGCCGGUGCAACCUGUUUUGGACAAAAUGCACGACCUCUACGUGAAGUUGGCGACCGCGGGAAAAACCUACCCGGAGCAGACCAAGUGCCUGAAGAUGCUAUCGCUGCUGCCGGAAUCGUGGCUUCAAUUCACGAGCGGAUUGAGCCUGCCGCAGAACCAGAGCUUGUGGACCCUGGAAUGGGUGCGGACGAAGAUUCUGGAGGAGGACUUCCGUCGCCGCCAACUGAGGGGUGGAGACGACGGCAGCAGUGGCUACGGGAUGCAAGGGAGCCGACGUGGCAGAGGACGUGGCUUCGGUGGUGCUGGACGCGGUGCAAAGAAGGACGACGACUCCAACGACCAACAAGGAGGUACCGGUUGGGGUCGCGGUGCGAAAUCUGGACGUGGGGGCAAGUCGGGUGCUGGUGGCAAAAUGAAAGGGAGUUGCUGGUAUUGUGAGAAAGAGGGGCACCCCUGGUUUUUGUGCUAUAAGAAACCUGAUGGAUGGACCCCCCAGAAUCGUCACCAGGAUGGCGGCGCGCGGAGGAACCAGAAAAACGGCGCGAACAUGGUCGCCGAUUCGUCCGACAACAACCCGAAGAGCAACGGCGGUGCAGAGAAGAAGAAGGAGCGCACCGCAGGCCAGUUCUUCCAUAUUGGAGAACAAGGGGAGCAAGGAGACGCCUCUGCAAAGGUUGGAGCAGAGCUGCAUCCCCUAGGAGUAUUGGGUGUGGCUGGUGCAGGACGAGCUGCAUUCAAGGGAGCGGAUGGCAAGCCGGUGGUGCUGCAUGAUGUCCUCCUCAUUCCUGAUCUCAAGGCCAACCUCAUCUCCCUCCGUAAGCUUGCCAAGGCUGGGGUGAGCACUAGCACGGAUGGGGCACGCACGUACAAGGGGCAGCUGGGAAAUCGGGUGCUUUGGGAUCUGCACGAGAGCAAGGAUGUGUACAGAUCCAUGUGGCAGCUGCCGGCGUUGGCGUGGCACGGUGGGGGGCAGGCAGGAGAGGGGUCUGCAUCCCAGGGGAGUGCAACGCCGUUGGAGGGGUUGGUGAGCAAGAAGCCUUUGGAGCUGGUUCACAUGGACCUGGUGGGGCCGCUGCCGGUGCAAGGGCACAAGGGGGAGCGGUAUUUCUUAACCAUUGUGGAUGAUUGGAGCACACUCAUGUGGGCGUAUCCGCUGAAGCAAAAGGACCACGCCGCCUCUACGAUAAAGGAAGAUUGGCUGCCAUUUGUUGAGAAGCAAGCGGAGUGUGUAGUGAAGCGGAUUAGGACAGACCGGGGUGGUGAGUUCCUUGGAGCUGAAACGACGGCCUGGCUCAAGAAGCAGGGCAUUCAGAGGGAGCUGACCACGGCUUACUCUCCGCAGUCCAACGGUGUAGCAGAACGGGCGAACCGGACCAUUCUGGAGACAGCUAGGGCGCUGCUCAUAGAAUCAGGGGUGAACAACUCUAUGUGGCCCCAUGCUGUCUGGCACGCUACCGUGGCUAGGAACAGGAUGCUCACUAAGGUUGGUAAUGAAUCGUGGGUGCCGCUGGAGAGGUGGCUUGGGAGGAAGCCGCAGGUAGACAUGCUGAGGGUGUUUGGUUGCAUGGCAGUCGCCAAAGUCCCCAAGAAGUAUCGAAGUAAGUUGGGGGCGAGUGCAAUCUGGUGUGUGCAUUUGGGGCUGGCUGCUGAGAGCAAGGGAUGGCUGCUGUGGGAACCAUCCAAGGGUGUGUUGUUUGACAGCAGGGAUGUGAAGUUUGUUGAGGGCAUGAUGUAUGGGGGCUGGAAGAAACAGCCGGAGACUAAGGUGUCCCAGCAGAUGGAGCAGAUCACCACGCAGCUGGACCUGACUCCUAGUGUGUGGGAGGAGGGAGAGGAGGCAGCUGCAGAGGGUGGUGAUGGAGAGAAGGUACAGGAGGCACCUGCUAGUGGAGGAGAUGAUGUGGAGACUAGUGGUAGCACCAAGGAAGCUGCUGGAUCUGAGGGAGGAGAACAGCAGCAGGGAAAAACUAACGUUCCUACACUACCAUCAAGGAGAAAGCCGAAGGGUUUUGUUAUGAGGGGAUGGGAGACACCCGUCUCGAGGCCAAGACGUACCCGUAUGGCCACUAUGAAGCUGACUGCAGGAGCUGAUGUAGCAGAGCAGCAGCUUGGGAAUGAGGAGGCAUUGCUGAUUCUACCGCAUGGCUAUGACCCGGAUGAGGAAGAUGAACCUGCCUACUGUUUUCUUGCCUCUGCACCAGAGGAACCAGCAAGCAUGGAGGAGGCAUUAGCUGGACCAGAUAGGGAGAAGUGGCUGGCUUCUAGGGAUGCUGAGUACCAAAGCCUGUUAGAGAAUGGGACAUGGGAUCUGGUGGUGCUGCCUGAGGGGAAGAAAGCCGUACAGUGCAAGUGGGUGCUAAGGAUCAAGACCGAUGACAAGGGACAUGUCACCAUCUACAAGAGUAGGCUGGUGGCUAAGGGGUUUAUGCAGAAGGAGAAGCAGGACUUCAAUGAGAUCUUUGCUCCCACUGCCAAACCCCCUACCCUCCGUGUCUUGUUGGCAGAUGCAGCCGUUAGUGGGAAAUUCAUCAUUCAGAUGGAUAUAUCAACGGCAUUCCUCAAUGGGAUUUUAGAGGAGGAUGUGUACAUGACGCAGCCGCCUGGGUAUGAGGAUGGUACGGGCAGGGUGUGCAAGCUGAAAAAGUCCAUCUACGGCUUGAAGCAGGCGCCACGCUGCUGGUACCAGAAGUUGGCAGCUGUUUUAGAAGAGAUGGGAUUCAGGACCAGCAGCUGUGAUGAGAGCCUCUUUCUCAAGGGGGAGGGGGAGAAGCUGGUGAUGUUUCUGGUCUACGUGGACGACAUUCUUCUCUUCAGCAGCAGCAUGAAGGAGAUCCAGAACGUGCAGCAGCAGCUGAUGAAAAACUUCAAGUGCAAGACCCUUGGGGAGGUAAAGUACUACCUCAGGAUGCACGUGGAGAGGGAUCUGGAUCACAGGUGGUUGAAGCUGCACCAGGAGAAGUUCAUCAAGGAUCUGGGGGAGAAGUAUGGGAUUGAGAAUGAGCGCAAGGUUGCAACUCCCCUGCCAGCAGAAUUCAAGCUUGUGAAGGCAGCAGAGGAUGAAGGGGUUGAAGCCGAGGAGCAGCAGCAAUUUCAGUCCUUGGUGGGCAGCCUCUUGUAUGCAGCAGUUCACACGAGGCCCGACAUCUCUUUCUCGAUUGGGCAGCUGGCUAGGGUGGUGCAGAAUCCAUCAGAGGAGCAGGUGGAUGCAGCUGAGCGUGUGGUGAAGUAUCUGAACUCUCACCCAAGCAUUGGAGUUCAAUACUCCGCAUCUGCACAGGUGAAGCAGAAAGGGGUUGAGGUGCUGAAAGAGAAGGGGGAGCGGCUUGGAGAAGGCAAUAUGUUUCUCACUUGCUUUACCGAUGCUACGUGGGCUUCUGAGAAGGACGAUUCCUCAUCCGUGGGAGGAUACAUCUGCGUAGUUGGGGGAGGACCUGUUAGUUGGAGGUCCAAGAAGCAGACGGAGAUGGCACUAUCCUCUGUUGAAUCAGAGUACACGGCAAUGUUCCAUGGGGUGAAGGAGGUGAUUUGGCUGAGGAGGCUAUUAGAAGAGAUUGGCCAGGAGUAG